Molecule: messenger RNA, 2884 nt
Organism: Psammomys obesus (fat sand rat)
Lineage: Eukaryota; Metazoa; Chordata; Mammalia; Rodentia; Muridae
Product: interferon-induced transmembrane protein 1-like
Exons: 5
Coding region: 2408-2740 (110 amino acids)
Biological process (GO): defense response to virus; response to interferon-alpha; negative regulation of viral genome replication
Cellular component (GO): plasma membrane
Source: RefSeq, a predicted model, not a curated record
AAACAGCCCUCUCCCUUCACGCCCUUUGAACAUCCCUAAAGCCUGCCUCACUGAAGGCCUCCUCUAAUGAAAUCCGUGCCUUUCUCCCACCCCCCACCCCCCACCCCAAGCUAAUAUGUCGCAAGUGGGGGCUGGGGAGAGCUGAAAAUCAACAUUUCUUUGGCUGUAGGCCCAGGGCCUGGAUGCUCCUGGCUAGGCUGAAGAAGGAAAAUUCCAGUCACUUGGCUGCAGCCUGGGAGCUUAUGGAAGACAGAUGUUUUCCUGCCAGUUGUGAAACAGCCACUGCUAAAAUGAAGGAGAAGGACAACAUAGGAAGCUCCAAGUCUAUCCUGGCAGAAGCAAUGAGGGAGCUACGUGACUGUCAGAAUCAAGAGGACCUGAGUUCAAUUCCCAGAAACCACAUGGUGGCUCCCAACCAUCUAUAAUGUGAUUUGAUGCCCUCUUCUGGCAUGCAGAAAAAUUGGAUUUUAUCCCAAAAGAGCAGCAGCAAAUGCCAGAGCAUGGAAGGUGAAUGGGAGGCCAAAAGGAAGAGUGAAAGAGUCCUCACAGUGUCUGCGGAUUCACCUGGACAAACCACCACUGCCAACUCUCAUUGCUUCACCAACUGUUAUGAAAGUAGUCCCGUUGUCUCUCAGGUGCAAGCCUAUGAGAACUUACCUGCUGUGUUUUUAUAAUUUUUGCAGUAUAUUUUUUCUUUAAAAAAUACUUACUUUUAAAGAUUUUAUUUUUAAUUUUUAAAAAUUAUUUUAUUUUAUGAAGAUGGGUGUCUUGCCUGCACAUAGUCUGUGCACAUAAACCUCAUACACGGAGACAAGAAGGGGUGUCAGAUCUCAUGGAAGUGAAAUUACAGACAGCUGCUGUGUGGAUACUGGUACCUCAAAGCAGCUUCCAUGAAAGAGCAGCCAGUACUCUUCACCUCAUAGCAUCUCUCUAAACCUAAAGAUUUUUUUUUUUUUACUUAUGUGUGUCUGUGUGUCUGUGUGGGAGUGUCACAUUAGUGCAGUACCUAAAGAGGCCAGCCUCAGUUCCUUUGGAGCUGGACUUAUAGAUUGUUCUGAGCUGCCUGACAUGGGUGCUAGGAACCGAACUCAGGUCCCCUGCAAGAACAGUAAGGGAUCUUAACUGCCAGUCCCAGCAGCUCUUCUUUAUUACAUCUUUUUAUCUAGAUUCUAGUCUGGUAAAUACCUUUAUCCCUGUGCCUUUGGCUCCUCAUUCAUGGCACAUGAUCAAACCCAAGAGAAGGUGGUGGCAUUGCCUGUUCAGUCAAUCUAAGGCAACUACUGGAGAAUUCUCCUGCAGCUUCCCCUCCUCUCACCUGGCCUGGGGGCCUCUGCUGUCCUCUCUGACAUGUUUAAUUACCUAAGGAUUUUAUUUUCUGGCUAAAAACUUUUAUUGUUGUUAUUUCUUUUUUUUUUUCUUAACAAUUUAUUAAUUAUAUAUAUCCCAAUUGAAGCCCUUUCCUUCAACUCCUCCCAAUCUUACCCUUCCUCCCUCUUCACCGAGUUCUCCUCUGCCAUCUGCCCAUAGCUUAUCAAGUCUCAUCAGGACUGCCUGGAUCCUCUUCCUCUGUGGCCUGGCAAGGCAGCAUAUCCAGGGGCAAGUGAUCAAAGAGCAGUCAACCGAGUUCAUGACAGGCAGCCCCUGCUCCCUUUUAAUCUGCUACUCUUUGACUUCUGAUGGCCUACUUCACAGCUUUUAUGUAGAUAUAUGAUUUUUGAGAGGAUGAUAUCAAAUGCUACUCUAGUCAUCUCUUUAAUCUGAAUUGCCAGUUGUUAAGAAAAAUUAAGUGCUAAUGGCUCUGAAAAGUUUAAAUUAGAUUGCUACAAAUCUCGGGAUCUUCAGAUCUCCCAGAGGUAGAAAUGAACAAGAAGGCAGAAGAAAGUUCCUAGACAAGGCUUUUAUUAGGAGCUUUUACUCUGUAGGAAAAAGGAAAGCAGCACGGAGGUUCGGAAGGAUGAAGGAGAGGCAGCUCUGCUACGUUGGGGAAGCAAAGCAGUGACACACACGUGCUGGGAGGGUUAAUGUUGGUUACCAACUUGGCUACAUCUACAGUCAACAUCUACAACCCACCUGGGCACACCUGGGAGGAUUUUUUUUUUUUUUUUUUUUUUGGAUGAAUUAUUUGAAGUCAGAAGACCCACCCUAAAUCUGGGCCACACCUUCUGGCGGCAGCCCGCAUAAAAGGACGUGGAAGAAGGAAGCUUCUUGCCUGCCGCCCGCCCUGUAAGUUCUCCCCUAUCCCUGAGGCAUUCCAUUGCUGGUGUUAUUCCAACGCAGCUCUCCAGGACCUCCCUGAGACAGCUGACAAAUUCAGUCUUGUGGACAACUUACUGGAUCUUUGGCUUUUCCAUCAGGAGACAGCUGCUGUUGGACUACUCAGACCACAAGCCUCCCCAAAAGCCAAGAAAUGACUAAGGAGUGCCAAGAGGUGAUAGUACUAGGGGGACCCCACAUCUCAACUUCUGCGACCACCACCACCACCGUUAACAUGCCCGUCGAGGUCUCCGAGCCCGAUUAUGUGGUCUGGUCCCUGUUCAACACACUCUUCAUGAACUUCUGCUGCCUGGGUUUCAUAGCCUACGCCUACUCAGUGAAGUCUAGGGACAGGAAGAUGGCAGGCGAUAUGACUGGGGCCCAGAGCUACGCCUCCACUGCCAAGGGGCUGAACAUCAGUGCCCUGAUUUGCAGUGCCCUUAUGGCCAUUGUCAUCAUCAUUUUUUAUGCCACUGUGAUCUUCUAGCAACCUCACAGUAGAAAACAUUCUGGGACCUUCUAGUCUUGCUUUGUGUUCCACUGUCCACAGCUGCCCCAAACCCUAGUCUUAGUCCUGACCCUUGACCCCACAUCUGUCCACAGUGGGUUCAAUAAAGUGCAUGUGCUAUGA